CACCUUCCCCACCCCCACCCUCACCACCGCCCCUCAAGCCAGUGAAGCCGGCAACCUUACACCUGUCUUCUAGACGAGAUGGCUUCACUGGCGCCAAAGAUGGAUGACCUCAAGGUCACCGACACCUUCUACGUCACAGACUCCGAGGGAAACGUCGCGGAGCUUUCCGUGGCUGCCGCCGAGGUUAACAACUCUGGGGUACGGUCGCUUGAGCCCCUUCUCGAGGGCUUCAAGAAAGCCGUGGGGGGCUCCAACGUGGAGCAAGCGGAAGGUGCGCUCAACGCCAUGACGCACUUCAUCAAGGAAUGUCCUGUGGCUGAGCCAUACAUGGCGUCGCUGCUGCCGAUCGUACUCACGGCGGCGUCGCACAAGGCGAAGAACGUGCAGAAGGCCGCAACCAUCACCGGCGAGACGUUCGCGGCGAAGAUGUCGCCGAACGCCGUGGCGGCCGUGCUUCCUGACCUGUUCGCUUGUCUGGACGUGGGGCAAAACUGGCAGACGCGUGUGCUGGCUCUCAACAUCAUCACCUCCUUCAGCGAUCACGCCUCACACCAGCUGGGAUACAACCUGCCGGACGUAGUACCCGCGUUGACGCCGUGCAUUGGCGACACAAAGAAGCAGGUCAAGACCGCUGCGGUCGCAGCGAUGACCGCGGCAUGCGACGUCAUCGGCAACCGAGACAUGGAGCACAUGACCACCGAUAUCGUUAAGGCCGUGAUCAACCCUGGCACUGUGCCGGAGAUCAUGCACAACCUGGCGAGUGUCGCCUUUGUGCAGUCGGUGGAGUCUCCCGCGCUGGCAAUGGUGGUGCCCCUCCUUCUCCGUGGACUGCGCGUGAAGGAAACUGCCACCAAGCGCCAGUCAGCUGUCAUCAUCGAGAACAUGAGUAAGCUGGUCGAUGAACCGACGGACGCGGCUCCUUUCUUGCCUCUUCUGAUGCCCGCCCUCGAGAAGGCUGCCGGCACCAUCGCGAACCCAGAGGCGCGCGGUAUUGCAGACCGCGCCUAUGCGCAGUUGAUGCGUCUUGACGGCUUGUGCAAGAUCAGCAAGUCGAAGAAGUCCGACAUGGCGUUGGUUUCCGCUGCCAUCAGGAAUGUGGCUCCCUCCCUCGCCAAGGAUGACUUCACGGACAUCGCCGUGUCCUACGUGGCCUCCAUGUGCUGCACGCUGAUGGACCUCAAGCAGACCACUGACGAGGAAUGGGCUGGUGUUGGCGAGCUGUUGGCCCUUCUUGUGAAGGACCUUCCGAGCGACGCCACCGCGACUCUCAAGUCGAAGUGCGCGGAGAUGAUGGUUGCCGAGGAGGCUGUGGACGAUGACGAGGAUGCGGAGGAGCUUUGCAACUGCCAGUUCACCUUGGCAUACGGCACCAAAAUUCUCUUGCACAACACUAAGAUGAGGCUGAAGCGCGGUAAGAACUACGGUCUCCUUGGUGGAAACGACUCGGGCAAGAGCACCCUGAUGCGCGCAAUCGCGAACGGUUCUGUGGAGGGAUUCCCCGACCCAUCCGAGGUACGCACGGUGUUCGUCGAGGCGGACAUUCAAGGCGAGCAGUCUCAUCUUUCUUGCGUCGACUACGUGAUGGCGGACGAGAAGAUCCAGCGCAUUGGUAUCGACCGUGCGCAGGUUACGGAGGUGCUGGCCACGGUCGGUUUCACCGAAGACGGGAAGGCCAAGCCUAACCACGCGGUAUCCACGCUGUCGGGAGGAUGGCGCAUGAAGCUGGCCAUGGCACGUGCGAUGCUCCAGAAGGCGGACAUCCUUUUGCUGGACGAGCCGACCAACCACUUGGAUGUUAUCAACGUGGCGUGGGUGAAGAACUACCUCAACAGCCUCACCAACGUCACGGCGAUCAUGGUGUCGCACGACUCCGGUCUCCUCAACGAUUGCUGCAGCCACAUCCUUUCGAUCGAGAACCUGAAGCUCGUCAACUUCAAGGGAAACCUGAACGAGUUUGUGGCGGUAAACCCCACGGCCAAGUCUUUCUUCGAGCUCAAGGCGUCCAAGCUGAAGUUCAACUUCCCGCAGCCCGGGCCAAUCGAGGGCGUCAGGUCCAAGGGUAAAGCGCUGAUGAAGAUGGCGCACUGCGACUUCACGUACCCCGGCAACACCGUGCCCACCCUCUUCGACAUCUCUGUGCAAGUCUCUUUGUCGUCGCGUGUUGCGUGUGUGGGCGAGAAUGGCGCGGGGAAGUCGACCAUGAUCAAGGUGCUGACUGGCGAGGUUGUACCGCAGACCGGCGAAGUGUGGCGGCAUCCCAAUGCGCGAGUAGCUUACUUGGCGCAGCACGCAUUCCACCACAUCGAGGACCACAUGAACAAGACCCCGAACGAGUACAUUCGGUGGCGGUUCGCCAACAACGGCGAGGACAAGGAAUCGUUAGUGAAGGUUUCCAUGGUGGUGACCGAGGAGGAAGAAAAGCUUCAGAAGGCACAGUUUGAAGUCACGUGGACCGAUGAAGAAUCCGGCGUGGCGAAGAAGGCCAAGAAGGUCGUUGCCGAGCUCCUCGGCGGCCGUCGCCAGGACAAGACCAAGGAGUACUUGUACGAGGUUCGGUACACCGUGGCCAGCGACGCUCCCAACUACCUUCCCAGGAAAAAGCUCGAGAAGCAGGGAUGGGGGAAGGCCAUCAAGGCUAUCGAUGCGCGCAUCGCCCAGACAAGCGGCCUGUACGUGCGACCGCUGUCCUCCUCCAACGUGGAGAAGCACCUCGCGGAUUGCGGCCUGGCCGCAGAGUUCGCCACUCACACCCGGAUGCAGGCGUUGUCGGGCGGGCAAAAGGUGAAGGUUGUGCUGGCUGCUGCCAUGUGGAACCAGCCUCACAUCCUUAUCCUCGACGAGCCCACCAACUACCUCGACCGUGAGUCUCUUGGGGCACUGGCGUGCGCCAUCGACGAAUUCCAGGGAGGUGUAGUGAUCAUCUCACAUAACAAUGAAUUCGUGAGCACGGUCUGCCCGGAGGAGUGGGUGAUGGACUCGGGCCGGCUUGAGACGAAGGGCGACGCAGGGUGGAUGGAACGCCAGGAUGAGAAGAUCAGCGACCAGGCUGUGAUCAAGGAAGUAACGGAUGCUGCAGGGAACGUAUCCAAGGUGAAGGGCCCCAAGAAGAAGCUCUCCAAGCGCGACCACAAGGCACUGGCGAAGCGAAUUAAGGCGAAGAUCAGCGAAGGCGCCGACCUCGACAGUGACGAGGACGAGUUUGCAACGGAGAACGAUCUUUACUGAUGUAAUCAGUGAAGUAGAUUGAAGGUUGCUGUUCGUUUUCAUACCUUGCGUUCCACCCAACUUGCGGCUGACUUUUGAAGCGGUUCGAGUUCGUUUGUGUCUACUUUGUCGUGUUGGUGCGAGCGGACAGUUGUUCGUGAGGCAUCUUUUGGUUGUGUUGAUAUUUUGGGAGCGAUUUGCUUCUCUUUGACGAGGCGAAAAGAAUAAUCCGGUAUGGUCGAGUUCUUUUGAGCACGUGUUUCAUGAGUUUGUCUACUCUCGUGUGAUUUACUGGAUUUUAUUUUCAUGUCCUCGGGGGAAAUCGAAGCGAUGUUACCUCUCUACGAGCAAGCCUUUCUGGGAUGCAAUCGAUGGGUUUAAUUUGCAGCCGUUGCAGCACCGUCCUACGGAAGUGAAACCGUCGCACUGACAACAUGCAGUGUGUAUGUACCCCAAGCGCUCAACGAUAUCAAACUACUUUGUUUCGCCGGGUCCUUCGCUGCGCCUGCAUAUUCUUGUCCGCAUAGGGGGGUUUUGGCUGGCUGCCACACGUGCAAGUGUAGUGUGUCUUUGCCUUUCCCGAGAGAUCAGCUAAACAUCCUGACUGUGGAAUGGCAAAGAGUCAUGGAAUUUAUAGUCUGCGGAUGUAUGCAAGCCAAUAUCACGAUCAAUCAACACAUGAGUGCGAUGCACAUAACAACGCCCGCACAUGAAUCAAGAACUUUUUGCUCA
Molecule: messenger RNA, 3936 nt
Organism: Ectocarpus sp. CCAP 1310/34
Lineage: Eukaryota; Phaeophyceae; Ectocarpales; Ectocarpaceae
Source: the annotation of a GenBank genome assembly